Messenger RNA from Coccidioides immitis RS, 1873 nucleotides. Its product is annotated as 1,3-beta-glucanosyltransferase gel1. Gene Ontology annotation, molecular function: 1,3-beta-glucanosyltransferase activity. The transcript has 7 exons. Bases 334 to 1677 code for a protein of 447 amino acids. The record is from RefSeq and is a predicted model, not a curated record. Lineage: Eukaryota; Fungi; Ascomycota; Eurotiomycetes; Onygenales; Onygenaceae. Gene Ontology annotation, biological process: fungal-type cell wall (1->3)-beta-D-glucan biosynthetic process. Gene Ontology annotation, cellular component: cytoplasm; fungal-type cell wall.
CCCACCUCUCCGUUUGAACUCUCCUCUCUUCGUCAAACCGCUUCUCUUCCUUGUCUCUCGCUCCAUCCCCGUUCUCUUCGUCAAUUCUCAAGGCAGGAAGGGACCUGAGGCUGCCAUUCUUUUCAGUUUGGCCCUUCCGCCGCUGCUCGCUCGCUGCUCUACCUUCUUCGUCAAUAUACAAUUUUAAUUCAUCGCCUUCGUUGAUCAUCCAUCCGUUGUUUACCGCUGCUUUCUUGUAAAUCUCCCUUCUGCAUUCAAGUCUUCCUUCAUCAACAGCUUGUUCGAUUUAAGCGCUUAUAUUGCUGCGGAACUCGACCCCAUCCAUCUCCAACCAUGAAACCUUCAUCCGUUUCCUUGGUGGCGGCCGCCGCCAUGGGAGCUACAUCCGCCUACGCGGGUGUGGUGACAGCUAGAGGCUCCAAGACACCUGCCAUCACCAUCAAAGGCAACGCCUUCUUCCAAGGCGAUGAGCGAUUCUAUAUUCGUGGACUUGACUAUCAGCCGGGUGGUUCGUCAAAGGUUGAGGACCCAAUUGCUGAAACAGAAACCUGCAAGCGGGACAUCGAAUACUUCAAGGAAUUGGGUGUCAACACAAUCCGAAUCUAUACUGUCGAUAACUCCAAAAACCACGAUGAGUGCAUGAAGGCUCUCUCAGAUGCUGGGAUUUAUCUCGUUCUUGAUGUCAACACUCCCAAGUACUCGAUCAAUCGCAAAGAACCUAAGGCGUCCUACAACGACGUCUAUCUCCAGAAUGCCUUUGCAACUGUCGAAAUGUUUGCCAAAUAUGAUAACACUCUGGCAUUCUUCUCUGGAAAUGAAGUUAUCAACGAUGGCGAAACUUCGAACACCGCUCCUUACGUUAAGGCCGUGACUCGUGACAUUCGUCAAUUCAUUCGAGCCCGUGGAUUGAGAAAGGUUCCAGUUGGGUACUCUGCCGCCGAUAUCGAUACAAACCGUCUUGAAAUGGCACAAUAUAUGAACUGUGGCACUGAUGACGAGAGAAGCGAUUUCUUCGCUUUCAACGACUAUUCGUGGUGCUCUCCAUCGUCUUUCACCACUUCUGGAUGGGAUCAAAAGGUCGAGAAUUUCACUGGCUACGGUUUACCUCUUUUCCUCUCAGAAUACGGUUGCAACACCAACAAGCGGGACUGGGGUGAAGUCAAGGCCUUGUACUCUGAUAAAAUGACACCUGUGUACUCCGGAGGUCUCGUCUAUGAGUAUUCUCAGGAACCCAGCAACUAUGGCUUGGUCCAGCUUGGCAAAGGCAAACCAAAGGAACUCGACGACUUCAAAGCGUUGGCAAAGGCGUUCAAGGGCACGAAGAAUCCUUCAGGCGAUGGAGGUUACAACUCAACCGGCGGUGCCAACCCUUGUCCCAAGAAGAAUGCUCCCAACUGGGACGUUGACAGCGAGUCUCUUCCCGCUAUCCCCGAACCUGCGAAGAAGUUUAUGAAAGACGGCCCCGGCGAGGGACCAGGUCUCUCCGGCAAAGGCAGCCAGAAUGCGGGGACACAAUCUUCUGGAACUGCCACGCCUGGAUCUGGAAGCGUUGAUCCUACAUCCAGCGCGGGUGCUGCCGCAGGUUUACGGCCUGAGUUUGGUAUUGCUCCUAUGAUGUGCGCUAUGCUGGUCGUCUUGUCAAGCAUGUUUGGAGCUUCGUUUAUCUUUAUGGUUUAAUGCUUUAAACGUGUACCGGUCUAUCGUGUGGAUUCGGGUGGUCGUGGGCUCGUACAUGCAAUUCUGGCGCUCUUAAGUUUUCACUGAUUCUCUUUCUCAAAGCCAGCCCGGUUUGUUUUCUUCUGGAAAUGUAUUUUAAUUCAUAGGUGCCGUGCUGGAUUAAUCGAUCCUUGAAUCAGCCUCAAUUUGCAUCCUC